UUCACAUUUUUAAAAAAACGUUAAAUCAAAGCAUUGAGGCAAAAAAAAAAGUGUUGUCAGUGUUUUGUUCUGUAUCACUUUUCCUUGUAUAAAUAUUGCAAACCUAAAUUGCUUUUUAAUGUUCAAAGUAGUAUGAGAUCUAAUGGUGUGUCCACAGCUUGGUCCUCUGAGAAUACGUCAAGUAUAAUGUUUCACAGGAAUGGACCGGUGCAACAUUUUCACUGCAUUACAAGAUUACUUUACUGUAAAUGAAUGCCAAAACAGAAGGAAAUAUUAUCCAGGGCUGAGGUCAAAGCAGGUGAUGGUGACUCAAGACACAAACACACACAAGAAACUAAAAAUAUGUUGCGUGUAUUGUUCCUUUAAAUAAGAUAAUUGGAUUAUGCAAAUUGCUUUAUGAUAUAUAAGUAAUGAUGACAAUAUCUGUGUCACUGUAUAUCCAAAGAUUGUUUUUGUUAGACAUUCGGUCAGACUUCAAUGGGUCUGUCUGUCAGAGAGAGAGCAGAAUUAAGAUUGAAAAAGCGACAAAUCCAAGGACAAGUUUAAGAUCAUUGGAUUAGCUGAGAGGACAAACAGUCUGAAGUUUCCUAAUAUUGACAAAUGAUAGAAAAUGCACAGAGACAAGCCUGUCUUCUCCAGUCUAAGUAAAAUUAAGGGCAGCUCGAAGGGUUUCAAAGUGCCAUUUUGAAUCCUUAGUAAUCUGGUUUGCAAAUACUGCAGGGUUCGUCAAGACUGUCAGACGUGUACUCAGGACAAGACUAAAUGAGAGGACAGUCGAGACAGUUAGUCUGUUUUUUGUGCUUAAGUGAUGCUGCGUUUACAUUCCCCCCUACACCACAAACCCAGGACAUCAGCCCAAACAACGGGGUUAGUUGCUCUUUAACAGUAUGCUCAGAACCUGACGGUUACCCCUCUGAGAAUGUUUAGGACUACUGCCAAUGACUAUGUUAGAGUUGCUCUGUGUCUCUGUCCGGUAACUGCGCCAAAAUCAGAUGACUUGUUUGUUUUUGAUUGCAUGCAUGUGUCAAUCAGGAGAGCUGCAUGAUGGACAGGAAGUAUGGGGUGAACUUGCAGCUGCUGAGCAAGGAGAAAUGUGUAAAGAUUAGUGUAGACAGCAAUGUACUAUAAGUGCAAAGACAAAAGCAGGAGCGUAGAGAAGAGAGAGAGAGGUGCAUUAGGAGGUGCACAGUCAGUAGCAAAGAGAAUUAGUGCAUCAUGUAGAGUGAAAGUUUUGGAAAGGCUUCUGGUGGAAACACCUCUGUGUCUACUAUGAACUGGGUUUUGUUAUUACAAAAGUGAAAAGAAUGUGAAGAUGCCACAUUUCAUUGACUCCCUCACUGAAACGUCCCUGGACAUCUUAUCCACCAGUAUUUACCAUACAGAACCUUACACAGCCGAGACCUUUAUUUUGAACAUCAGCAACUUCAGUGGGACCAACAUCCUUCACUGCACCUAUAAAGAAGAGUUUAAACGCAUUUUACUGCCCACGGUUUACACCCUCGUCUUCCUGCUGGGCCUCCCUCUUAACUCUGCUGUCAUACUGAAGAUAUGGAAAACUAGACCACACCUGUCCAAUAACAACAUCUACAUGCUGAACUUGGCUAUAGCCGACUUUCUGUAUGUGACAUCGCUGCCGCUGCUCAUCUACAACUAUGGCAGUAAUGACUACUGGCCCUUUGGGGAAUUUGCUUGUAAGCUGGUCAGGUUUCAGUUCUAUAGUAAUCUGCACGGCAGCAUUCUCUUCCUCACUUGCAUCAGCAUUCAGCGCUAUGUGGGCAUUUGCCAUCCUCUGGCGGUGUUGCACAACCAGGGUGGCCGUAGGAUGACGUGGUGCAUCUGCUUAGGUGUUUGGGUGGUGGUCGGCCUCCUCUGUGCUCCUACUUUUCACUAUGCUGCAACAGGAAUCCAGCGUAACCGCACCGUAUGUUACGAUUUGAGUCCUCCACGGUUUUCUGUGAACUACUUCCCCUACGGUAUGACUCUGACCUUCCUCGGCUUCCUGUUGCCUUUUGUGGGUGUGAUGGCGUGCUACUGUCGGAUGGCACAAAUCCUCUGCCGCCCACUGUCUUACGAGAGCGUCGCCGCAGCCAGUGUGGAAAAAAGGGACAAGGCGGUGAGGAUGAUCAUUGUGGUGGCAGUGGUUUUCUGCAUUAGUUUCCUGCCAUUUCACCUCACUAAGACCAUGUACCUGGUGAUACGUUCCUUACCUGGUGCACCGUGCCAGACCAGGAACUUGUUUUCCAUUAUUUACAAAAGUACCAGGCCGUUUGCCAGCAUGAACAGCUUCCUGGACCCCAUUCUGUUCUAUUUCACACAGCCACGAUACCGACAGAGCACCCAGAGGUUUGUACUUAAGAUCACAACUCUCAGGGACAAAGUCAACAGCACUGUGUGAACAAAGAGAUUGAACUCUGACCGAACCGUAACCGAAGCACAGAAGAAACUUAGGUGGCUGCUCCAAUCCCCUGUGGCCACAAAAAAAAUAACAAAGAAAAAAUACAAAACACAACUUAUUUCUGGCAACGGUGCGAAAA
Messenger RNA from Cynoglossus semilaevis (tongue sole), 2534 nucleotides. RefSeq names its product pyrimidinergic receptor P2Y6 (gene p2ry6). Lineage: Eukaryota; Metazoa; Chordata; Actinopteri; Pleuronectiformes; Cynoglossidae. The record is from RefSeq and is a predicted model, not a curated record. Gene Ontology annotation, biological process: phospholipase C-activating G protein-coupled receptor signaling pathway; cellular response to pyrimidine ribonucleotide. The coding region runs from base 1313 to 2395 and encodes 360 amino acids. Gene Ontology annotation, molecular function: G protein-coupled ADP receptor activity; G protein-coupled UTP receptor activity; G protein-coupled UDP receptor activity. Gene Ontology annotation, cellular component: plasma membrane. The transcript has 3 exons.